UCAUUAAUACUCAGUCCCCACACACACAAGAAAAGACCCAACAUAUUUACUCACUUUCCUCAGCCUCCCCAAUACUUUCAAGAACACAGGCCUCUCUCUCUCUCUCUCUACACGCCUACAUUGUAUUAUAUCUUCAAUAUUUUAAUUUAUGCUCAAGCAACUUGGAGAAAUAUGGGUUUUGGAAUUUCUGAUCAUAGUGUUUGUAACACAGGCCUCGGUCUAGGGCUAAUUAGCUGCUGCCAUGACAAGCAAGAAAAGAAUUGUUCUCAAUCAGAUCAUCUUCAUCAAGAAAAAAAGAAGAAAAUCUCUUUAAAAUAUGAUCAUAUGUUUCCAUCUCUUACAUUAGGCCCUCCGUUUGAGGCUUAUACAAAGAUCGAAGCAGAUUUGCAGCCGCAAGCGUCGUCUCCUAGUGCAGUAUCCUCAUUUUCUAACUCAAGUGUCAAGAAAGAGAGAGAAUUUGGAGGUGGUGAAGAAGUUGAGGUUGAAAGAGUCUCUUCAAGAAUUAGCGAUGAAGAUGAAGAAGGAAGCCCUAGAAAGAAACUUAGACUUACCAAACAACAAUCUGCAAUUUUAGAAGACAGCUUCAAAGAACACAGCACUCUCAAUCCUAAGCAAAAACAAGCCUUAGCAGAACAACUGAAUCUCAGGCCACGUCAAGUAGAAGUUUGGUUUCAAAACAGAAGAGCCAGGACUAAGCUGAAGCAAACGGAAGUAGAUUGUGAGUUACUGAAGAAAUGUUGCGAAACAUUAACAGAAGAGAAUAAGAGGCUGCAAAAGGAACUCCAAGAACUUAAAUCUUUGAAACUGACUGCACCAUUAUAUAUGCAGCUGCCGGCAGCAACCCUCACCAUGUGCCCUUCUUGUGAGAGGAUUGGCAGUGGCGGAGAUGGCGGCGGCUCUUCUUCCACUAGCACUUUAACAGUCGGACCAAAACCUCCUCAUUUCUACACUACUGCAUCUUUCACCCACCCAUCAGCUGCUUGCUAAGCACAAUAAUCUAAAUCUAAGUGAGGCCUUAACACAAGUAUUAUUUUUGUUUAUGGCUUCUGUGUCAUAUAUAAUCAAUUAAGGGCUAGUUAAUUAAACUAAUUUUGUAGUCUCAUAUCCCUCUUUUUCUUAUGUACACAUGGUUGAAAAGUCUUUAACAAAAUUUCUAUUAAUGAAUUUUACUUAGUUAUUUGUAUUAGAA
Molecule: messenger RNA, 1189 nt
Organism: Jatropha curcas
Lineage: Eukaryota; Viridiplantae; Streptophyta; Magnoliopsida; Malpighiales; Euphorbiaceae
Product: homeobox-leucine zipper protein HAT22
Biological process (GO): regulation of DNA-templated transcription
Molecular function (GO): DNA-binding transcription factor activity, RNA polymerase II-specific; sequence-specific DNA binding
Source: RefSeq, a predicted model, not a curated record